This is a messenger RNA of Vanrija pseudolonga, 1066 nucleotides long. RefSeq lists its product as uncharacterized. The record is from RefSeq and is a predicted model, not a curated record. NCBI's taxonomy places the organism in Eukaryota, Fungi, Basidiomycota, Tremellomycetes, Trichosporonales, Trichosporonaceae. Bases 1 to 1062 code for a protein of 353 amino acids. The transcript has 2 exons.
AUGCCCUCGUCGCUCUACGCCGCCCCACCAGGGCACCUAACCCUGCUGAUGUCGGCGCGCCGCACGGCGUCGUUCAUCACCCCAGGACACCGGAGCACAAGCUUCUACCUGUACAUCCCGCGCUCGCACCCCGUCACGCGGCGCGCGCGAGGCGAGGACGUGGGGCCGGACGACGUGCUCCUCCCUCCGUCGUCCGCGGCGCCAAUCAGCCCGACAGCGGGCGGCGGGGCAGGCGCGAGCCCCACGACGUCGACGGUGCCCCUCGCCGGUUCCCCCAGCGCGCCGCCUCCCCCGCCGACCCGACCGCCAGGCAAGGGCCCCGGCCCGCGCGGCUUCCCGCUCCUCGUCGUGAUCCACGACUCUAGCCGCGACGCCGAGAGCCUACGGGACCACUGGGCGACGCUGGCCGAGGAAGAAGGCUGCGUGGUCCUCUCGCCGCACUUUCCGUGCGAUAUCAAGUUUCCCGACGGGCCAGACAACUACAAGCGCCUGGCGUGGACGACUGCGAGCGGCGAAGUCGUGCGCUACGACGAGGUGCUGCUGUCCAUGAUUGACACGGUCGCCGCGGAGUGGGGGUGCGUCGACACGAGCACGUUCUCGCUCGUCGGGUUCAGCGGCGGCGGGCAGUUCGUCCUCAGGUUCUUCUACCUGUACCCCGAGAAGCUGCACGCCGUGUCUAUCGGCGCGCCGGGCCGCGCGACGCCGCUCGUGGCUGCGCCGUGGCCGGAGGGUAUCGACAACGCGCCGACAGUCAACGGCCGCGGCGUCGACGUUGGCGCGUUGCGCGACGCCACGGUGUCGGGACGCACAAAGGUCCACCUGCUUAUCGGCGACGAGGAUACCUGGCGCCCGGUGCAGCCGGACGGCACGCGCGCGAGCCAGUCGCGCUUCGACGUCAUCCAGGCCGUUAGGGGCAGCUUUGAUGCUGCUGGCUUGGUGUACGACUACGACGUGGUGCGCGGGGCAAAGCAUGAGGCGGAUAAGAUUCGCGCCGUGGCUAUGCCUUGGGUCCGGCGGCAUGUGCGGAAACCUGAGCAGAGCGAGAUUCGGGCCAGCAUUUAGAGGG